Messenger RNA from Oppiella nova, 1488 nucleotides. The record is from the annotation of a GenBank genome assembly. Lineage: Eukaryota; Metazoa; Arthropoda; Arachnida; Sarcoptiformes; Oppiidae.
AUGGCUGUCCACAGAAUGGCACCGAAAGCAAGGAUUUUAUGUUAUUAUGUGAGAGAAGACAACGAGGAAGUGGUGGCCGACGCCAUGGACUUCGAAGUGGACGGACUGUUCAGAACUGACGUGUCGAUCGACACCGACCUUAAGGAGGCAGAGCCGGGAGCACAGGUAGCUGUGAGAGUGAAUACAAAGCCGGACGCGUGGGUGGGUAUAGUAGGUGUCGAUCAGAGCGUACUUUUGGUGAAAUCAGGUAAUGAUAUGACGCGCGAAGCCGUGAUCCAAGAGUUACAGACAUUCGACACAACAUUUACAACACAAUGGGAUGGCUACACAUCCACUGCACAAAAACUAUUCAAUUUUUCGGGUGUUGUGGUCAUAUCUAAUGGUCUCGUUUAUAAACACGAUAAAGACUAUGUCUUAAAAUCUAGAUCACUGUUACCCAAAUUCAAUGAGUUGAGAAUGAUGGCCGUAGAAAUAGUCAGCAAGGUAGAAUCAAAAUCAGCACAGUUAGAUCGCAUACCCCAACCCCGCAUCCCAAGACCGCAUCCCCAGAGUAAUGGUUGCGCUGUUAUUAAGAGCACAAUCCCCGACACAAUCACCUCGUGGUUCAUCAGCGCAUUCGCUAUGCAUAUGGAGACUGGUCUGGGCAUUGCACCCACACCUACGAAGGUCACAGUUUUCCGACCGUUUUUCAUCAAACUAUCGCUGCCUUACUCUAUAAUAAGAGGCGAAACGGUAGCCAUUGAGGCCAUUGUCUUCAAUUACACCACAAAAUCAAUUGAAUCGGAAGUAGUAUUUGAUAACAAGAAGCAAGAGUUUGAGUUUAGCGACCAAUUGGACAUAAAAGGUGUAAAUGUCUCUGAAAUGAGACAAUUGGUGUCAAUUCCUGCCAACGAUGGCGUUUCGGUCACAUUCACGAUAACACCGAAAACUAUGGGUUAUAUUGACAUCAAACUGACGGCUACCUCAGCCAUGGCUGGAGACUCUGUGCUCAAGAAACUACUGGUGAAACCCGAGGGUCAGACACAACACUUUAAUCAAUCAGUUCUCGUGGAUCUGAAAGAAUCGGCGAAUGUAUUGACGAAAAAUGUCUCAAUAGUUAUCCCAAAGAUAGCGGUUCCCGGCUCUCAGAAAGUAUGGGUGACAGCCAUUGGGGAUAUAAUGGGACCCAUUGUUUAUAAUUUGGAUAUGGGUUAUAUUGACAUCAAACUGACGGCUAACUCAGCCAUGGCUGGAGACUCUGUGCUCAAGAAACUACUGGUGAAACCCGAGGGUCAGACACAACACUUUAAUCAAUCAGUUCUCGUGGAUCUGAAAGAAUUGUCGAAUGUAUUGACGAAAAAUGUCUCAAUAGUUAUCCCAAAGAUAGCGGUUCCCGGCUCUCAGAAAGUAUGGGUGACAGCCAUUGGGGAUAUAAUGGGACCCAUUGUUCAUAAUUUGGAUGAUUUACUGCAAAUGCCGUAUGGAUGUGGCGAACAGAAUAUGAUGUAA